AUGGAGAGCAUCAUAGCUGCGAGGCAGAACCCUGGUGGUCCCUCCUCUGCGGACAAGUUUUUGGAAUUGCUUCAAGAUCCUUUCCAGUCAGCGUUCCAAGAACGGGCUUUCUGGGCUUCCCUAGGGACAUCGUUGGGUGUCACGCUUGGCCUUGCGCUGCUGUUCUCGUUGUUCAGGCCUCGCAAUUCGGUGGUGUAUGCACCAAAGCUGAAACAUGCGGACAGGAAACAUGCGCCUCCACCGCUGGGCAAGGGAAUGUUUGCCUGGAUAACGCCUAUCAUCAAAACCAGGGAAGAUGAGAUUCUGGAUAAGGUGGGGAUGGACGCCACGGUGUUUCUGCGCUUCACCCGGAUGUGCCGAAAUAUCUUCUUAAUUUUGAGCCUGAUCGGAUGCGCGAUCAUGAUUCCUAUCAACGUGACGGGGAGUGACAAUUUCACAAAGGGAUUGUCGGCUUUUACGACCAUGACUCCGAUGUACGUGUCGAAUCCGAAAGUGCUGUGGGGCCAUGUCGCAUGUGCCUGGGGGAUCGAUGCCAUUGUUGCGUAUUUUCUGUGGCACAAUUAUCGGGCAAUGGGGAGGCUGCGAAAGCGAUAUUUCCUAAGCACCGAGUUUCAACAGAGUUUGCAUGCGAGAACGGUCAUGGUGACGCAUAUUCCGAAGGAGUAUAGGACGGAUGAGGGAUUGCUACGGCUGACGGAUGAAGUCAACCCGACGGCUUCCAUUCCCCGAGCCUCAAUCGGUCGAAACGUCAAGGAGCUCCCAGCGUUGAUCGACGAGCAUGAAAGAGUGGUUAGGGAGCUGGAAGAGAUUCUGGCAAAGUACUUCAAGAACCCGGAUCGACUUCCAGCAAAGCGCCCUACCUGCAGGCCAAUCAAGGAUUUCAGGGGAGAGAACACUCCCGAGAAAGUUGAUGCAAUUGACUACUAUACGGUCCGGAUUCGAACCUUAGAAGCUGAAAUUCGGUACGUACGAGAGUCGAUCGAUAAGCGGAAUGCAAUGUCAUACGGCUUUGCUAGCUGGGAGUCCAUUGAACACGCCCACAUGGCCGCCUAUGCAGCUCGCAAAAAGCACCCCCACGGCACGAAUAUCACACUGGCUACACGACCCAACGACAUCAUCUGGGCAAACCUGGCUCUCAGCAAGGCUGAACUCAGGAGAAAGCGGUUUAUGAACAUAGUCUGGUCCACCAUCUUAACGGUUAUCUGGAUCGCACCAAACGCCAUGAUUGCGAUCUUUUUAGCUGAUCUGGCGCACUUGGGGUUGGUCUGGGACGCCUUUCAAAGAUCUCUAGCUAGGAACCCCAAAGUCUGGUCUGCUGUUCAGGGUAUUGCCUCGCCGGCCAUCACAUCGUUGGUUUACCUCGUUCUCCCGAUAAUAUUCCGCCGCCUUGCGAUCCGGUCCGGUAAAGCGACAAAAAGCGCCCGAGAGCGGCACGUCCUCCACAGUCUCUACGCGUUCUUCGUGUUUAACAACCUUAUCGUCUUCUCUGUAUUCUCUGCGAUUUGGUCCUUUGUGGCUACUGUGAUCCGAGAGGCCGAUAGGAAAAAGGACGCCUGGGAAGCCAUUUCCGCUGGGGCCUUUUACGUCAACGUUAUGACGGCAUUAUGCAAGGUGUCGCCUUUCUGGGUGACUUGGCUCCUCCAGAGGAAUCUGGGUGCGGCGGUUGAUCUGAUGCAGCUCAUCAACAUGAUCUGGACAUUUAUCGCCAGGCGAUGGUUUAGUCCCACGCCCCGACGAGCAAUCGAGUGGACUGCUCCACCCCCAUUCGAUUAUGCCAGCUAUUUCAAUUACUUUUUGUUCUACUCGACCAUCGCAUUUUGCUUCGCGUCCCUACAGCCUAUUGUCCUUCCGGUAACUGCGCUUUACUUUGGAGUGGAUUCGUGGCUGAAAAAGUAUCUGCUGCUAUACGUCUUUAUCACAAAAACGGAGUCAGGCGGUCGCUUCUGGCGUGCCGUUUUCAAUCGCAUGAUAUUCGCUCUCAUACUCGCCAACUUUAUCCUCGGCCUGGUCAUUAAAGCGAAAGGCUCGUGGACUAUGGUUUUUGCCCUAGUUCCGCUUCCAAUCUUGCUGGUGGGAUUCAAGUUGUACUGUAAGAGCUCGUUUGACGAUGAGCUAUUAUACUACCACCGGGCGAUCGUUUCAGAUCCCGAAUCCUCGGCCGACGGGAAGACGGGAAAGAAAGCAGCGGAGCGUUUAAGCUCGAGAUUCGGCCACCCUGCAUUGUACAAACCUCUCACCACGCCCAUGGUCCAUGCAAAGGCCGCCGAUGCGCUCGAGAAGCUCUUCCAGGGCCGCCAAGGGAUGAACUCCGGUGCUGGCGAUUACUCCGACAUCGCCAUGCACAGGAUGUCGGCCACGGAGCCUGGAAAGGCCUCACAGCCGCAAGAUGCGCCGUUCGAAGUGGUGGCAGACCAUCAACUAGAUUUCUCUUAUUUCAAGGACCGGCCCGACUUCCGCGAGGAAUUCGGCGGUGGUAUCUACGGACGGCCAGAUGAUUUGAUCACGGAGCGAUCUCACACGCCAAAGAGUUUCCUGGCCGGGCAUGGGUCGCCGUCAUCCUCUAGACCCGCCUCGCCAGCGCCUUCGCAACGCUCCAUGACCUUCAACGGGCCUCAUGGGCGGUUUCCGAACAUAUCCGACCACCCAGCGUUCCAGUCGACAGAUUCCAACGCGUCCGGAUUCUACAAGCAGUCCAACGAGAGUGAGAGGAAUCUACUCUACAACCCUCAGGGACUGCCAGUGCGCUCGUCGACAGACGUGGCUUCUCUUGACAGUCGAUGGCAGGCAGAAGGGUCGAUGGCGUACAGCAGAUACCGCAGUCCGUCGCCUUACGAGCCGUAUCGGUCCCGCUAG
This is a messenger RNA of Uncinocarpus reesii 1704, 2853 nucleotides long. RefSeq lists its product as uncharacterized. Gene Ontology annotation, cellular component: plasma membrane. NCBI's taxonomy places the organism in Eukaryota, Fungi, Ascomycota, Eurotiomycetes, Onygenales, Onygenaceae. The coding region runs from base 1 to 2853 and encodes 950 amino acids. Gene Ontology annotation, molecular function: calcium-activated cation channel activity. The transcript has 2 exons. The record is from RefSeq and is a predicted model, not a curated record.